This is a messenger RNA of Brassica oleracea var. oleracea, 963 nucleotides long. RefSeq lists its product as uncharacterized. The record is from RefSeq and is a predicted model, not a curated record. The transcript is spliced from 2 exons. The coding region runs from base 204 to 692 and encodes 162 amino acids. Lineage: Eukaryota; Viridiplantae; Streptophyta; Magnoliopsida; Brassicales; Brassicaceae.
CAAGUUACAUUUACAAGUUAGAUACUGCUUCAAUUCGAUCGUUGCUAGAAAGUUGCGACCACGACAUUGGUCGCGGAGGCGUGAAAAAGUUUUAACCGAAUCAAUCAAGUGGGAGGGACACGUUCUUCAUCAUCAACCUAUUAAUCAAACCCACUCUUCUCGGUCACGAAAGUCUUGGAAGCUUUCCCUGAUUUCGAGCGACGAUGGACAGAUCGGCGUCGGUGGGUAUCAAGGACGGCCGAUUUGGUGGCAACCACUUGUAUUCUCCAUCAUUUUCUUCUUCAUCUUCCAUGAGACAUGUCAAUUACAGUUGUGGAUCUUGUGGGUACGAGCUGAACUUGAGCUCCACCAAUCGAAUUACAUCAUCAAUUGGAUCAAAGUAUGGGAAAUCCAUGAAGACUGGAAUCAUAUCCUUCUUCAACAUUGACGAGGGAAGAUUCAGCCAGAUUGAUGAGUUCCAAUGCAUGCCACACUUCUCCAGAUACUCUUUGGGUUUGUUCAGACGCAAGACUAAGCUUCUCUGUCGCCAAUGUAAUAACUAUAUCGGCAAUGCUUCUUAUGACAAGGCCCCUCCUGAGUACGCACUCGUAACACAAAACUCAUCGCCCAGGAAGGGUGUCACUGACACUGUUACCAAGUAUGAUAUCAGAAUUCGUGCGCUUCAACCUUCUUCCGCUGUUGCUUCUCUGUGAGUGAGUGUGUUUCUUCUACAACUGUAUAUUGUAGAAAUUCUUCAAAGUAUCAGAUUUAGAUCUUCACGAAGCGCUUCUGUAUCCGUACUGUUUUCAUGAGGUGGGUUUGGCUUUUUCUUUCUUUCUCAAAUUGUAUAGUAAUUCAACAAUUUGCCUUUUUUUUUGUUUCUGAGAAUUUUGAGGUUAAAUAUGAAUUUCACUUGCUCAUGUUCAUCAUGUAUGUAUACCAAAAUCUUAGAACAUCAUUUUGUAAUAACAUCACUUCAUUACA